CUUUUGGAUCCUAGAAUGCUGAUGCUGCAGAUGAACAGGCGAGACCCCCGCAUGCCACCUGUGAAGUGCAGUGAGAGUCAGCAUGCAUCUGAAAAAGAUGAGCCUCCACUUAGCAAGGCCGGAGACGAUGUGGUUCUGCGUCUGCCCACAGACGGGCUGGUUUUGGACGGCCGUGAGAGCACAGACGACCACGCCAUCGUCCAGUACGAGUGGACACUGCUGCAGGGUGACCCGUCAGUGGACAUGAAGGUGCCUCAGCCAGGGACGCUGAAGCUGUCCCACCUGCAGGAAGGACGGUACACCUUUCAGCUCACCGUGACGGACACUGCGGGGCAGAGGAGCGCCGACAACGUCUCGGUGACCGUGCUGCCCCCGGCCUUCCCCACUCGAGGAUGCUCAAAGGUUUGCUCACGCCACCACUUCUUUUGUGACGACGGCUGUUGCAUUGACAUCACACUGGCUUGUGAUGGAGUCGAGCAGUGUCCUGACGGAUCUGAUGAAGUUUUCUGUCAAAAUUUGAGCCUUGACCGGAAGACGGAGACUCACACGGUGACUGCCCAGCCUAGAACCAUAGCGGCGAGCGAAGAUGCAGCAGGGCGCUUCUUGGAGAAGUCUCAGGAAGCCGCUGCCCCCCACCCGCCACCGGCGCUACCAGACACGGAGAGGAACCACUCCACCUCCUGGGGACCAAAGAUUCAAACUGACCCCGUGAUGCCAGAUAGUGAUUCCUCGGGGAAGAACGAAAAAGAAGAAAAUUAUAUUUUUGAGUCAAAGAGCAAUCGAGGAGGAGGGGAACACCCAGCCCCAGAAAUAGGCGCAGUGCUGCCACUGACACUGGGCUUGGCCAUCACUGCGUUGCUGCUUCUCAUGGUUGCUUGCCGACUACGCCUGCUCAAACAGAAACUGAAGAAAGCUCGUCCCAUUACAUCUGAGGAAUCUGACUACCUCAUCAAUGGGAUGUAUCUCUAAUAAAUAUAACUUAAGUAGCUGGGGCAAGGACGUUUCACUUGUAAUUUAUGCGUAUACUGGGUUUUGGAUAUUUAGAAUCUUUUUUUUAACUGGGCUAAGAAAAGUAUGGAAAACCCAGAAGAUUCUACAAGCCCCAAACCUUUGUUCUUAUUUAUUGUAGAAAUAUUUCCCUUUGGAAUUAUGUGAAAUAUUUUGAAAUUUAGAGGAGUCCAUGCAGCUAAAGACUUACAAUCUAAUUCUGAUUUAUGUAUGCUGUCCCUGAAAAUAGAAAUUUGUAGUUAGCCAAGACAGAAAAUUUAGUAUCUCAAGAGGUGGCCUUAGAACGGCAGUGUUAACAACUCCGUACUUUUUAGAAGCCAUGGGCCCCUGGCCACCCUGUGCCACAUGGUGCACGACUUCCCCUUGUUCUGUGGCCCUCCUAUUGCUCACUUUACCCUUUCAUAGCUCUCCCUUCUCCUCUCUCCUGCAAAACCUGUUUCUGAGAAUGGACCUCAAGUGAGAUGUUUCCAGCACCUCUGACAUCAUGUCAUGUAAGUAGCUGCCUCAUUAGGCUGACCUUUGGGAGGAAAAACUCAGACUGAAUUACAAAUAGCUCUAACAUGGGCAUGAAAUGAUACAGGAAAUCGAAGUGGAAGGAGAGAACCUGGCAGGUCAAAAAUUGUAACCGGCUUCGCUGAGUGCAAAGUGAGCUAGGAGGACUACUAGUACUUUCUUGCGCCUACUCCACACUGCUCAAUGGUCCAGAACACAGCAGCUCAUUUUUAUAAAAGUCACCAGUUCUCACAUUAGUCUGUAUUGAUGGGAGAGAAAAGUGCAUUUAAAUUGAAAAGCAGAAUGAUGAGUGGAUUUCUGGGUGCCCCUUUGGUAAAAAUGUCACAUUUACAUAUUAGCUGGUUGUUUCAUCCACUGGAAUGAGUUUUCCCCAUUAUUUAUUUAAUGUUAUAAUGUGCAGUCAGCUAACGCCAGACUAUGUAUUCUCAGAGCAUAAAGCAGUUUUGCACAAAUUCAUCUUUAUAGAAAACUGGCAUCUAGUUUAGCAUCUCUUCUUUUAGGUUGUUUUUUUUUUUUUUUUUGGUAGGAUUUUAAAGGCAAAUUAUUCCCAUCAUCACCUAAUGCCAGAAUUAUACAUUUUCUAGAAAUUAUUCUUCUGAGUGGACUACAGAGUGUGAUGCCUGUCUAUACUCACAUGAUGUUCCUAUUUACAUAAUGUGUUUGUGUUGUUGUUGUUUUUUUACCGUAAGUGGCCAAUCUUUUCAAAUUCUAGGACACAUUUUCAGAAUGAACCUGAGAUAGGUUGUUCCUUUAGCAAAGAGCUUAAUUUGGAUUGGAGAUAUAACCGAAAACAUUAACAAAUGGUAAGUUAGUUCUAGAAAAAUGGAAAUAAUGGUUCCUUUAGUCCCUGAAAAUGUCAAGCAUUUUAUUGAGUUUAGAACUGAGCAAAGAUUUAAAUUUUUCCUCAAGGACAGUUCAGAGAAAUGACUGAAUGAACUUAAGUUGUCUGUACUCUCUACGUGAUGCUGUGCCCUUUGUUUUCCAAGGAAGGAUGUCACUUACAGCCAUACCCAAUAAAAUAAAAACUGUCAA
Molecule: messenger RNA, 2553 nt
Organism: Myotis lucifugus (little brown bat)
Lineage: Eukaryota; Metazoa; Chordata; Mammalia; Chiroptera; Vespertilionidae
Gene: LRP11
Product: LDL receptor related protein 11
Exons: 7
Coding region: 16-969 (317 amino acids)
Molecular function (GO): protein binding
Source: RefSeq, a predicted model, not a curated record